Strongyloides ratti is the source of this 1476-nucleotide messenger RNA. RefSeq names its product Gamma-aminobutyric acid receptor subunit beta. Lineage: Eukaryota; Metazoa; Nematoda; Chromadorea; Rhabditida; Strongyloididae. Gene Ontology annotation, cellular component: synapse; neuron projection; membrane. The coding region runs from base 1 to 1476 and encodes 491 amino acids. Gene Ontology annotation, biological process: nervous system process; regulation of membrane potential; chloride transmembrane transport. The transcript has 7 exons. Gene Ontology annotation, molecular function: extracellular ligand-gated monoatomic ion channel activity; GABA-A receptor activity; neurotransmitter receptor activity. The record is from RefSeq and is a predicted model, not a curated record.
AUGAAGAAAUUUUUUCAAACUUUUCUGUUGUUUUUAUUUUUAUUUAUUUAUUGUUAUGGAAAAAAAAAUUCUAAAUUUAAUCCCACUAUUAUAUCUAAAAUUCUUGAUCAUUUAACUAAUUCUACAAGAUAUGAUAAAAGAUUACGUCCUUUAUAUGGUGAAGAGGCUGUUGAAGUUGGUAUUACACUUCAUAUAAGUUCUAUUUCAGCUGUAUCUGAAGUUGAUAUGGAUUUUACUUUAGAUUUUUAUCUAAGACAAACAUAUAAAGAUAAUCGUUUAGCAUUUGGUGAAAUAGGAAAAGCAUUUAAAAAUAUAAAAUCAUUAACGGUUGGUGUUGAUUAUUUAGAAAAACUUUGGAAACCGGAUACAUUUUUUCCAAACACUAAAAAAUCAUCAUUUCAUAUAGCAACAACUCAUAAUUCUUUUUUACGAAUAGAACCUGAUGGAACAGUUUUUACUUCUCAAAGACUUACAGUAACAGCAACAUGUCCAAUGAAGCUUAAACUAUUUCCAAUGGAUAGUCAACUAUGUUCAUUAGAAAUUGAAAGUUAUGGAUAUAGUGUUCUUGAUAUACACUAUAAAUUUACUAAUGGAAAAGACUCAGUCACAAGAUCUGAAUUUGAAUUACCACAAUUUAUACUACAAGAUGUUAGAUUAGGAAGUAAGAUUGAAAACUUAACUUCCGGAAGUUAUUCAAGAUUAUUUUGUCAAUUUUUAUUUAAAAGAAAUAUUGGUUAUUAUAUUAUACAGAUAUAUUUACCUUCAAUAUUAAUUGUUAUUAUAAGUUGGGUUUCUUUUUGGAUUAGAAGAGAAUCUACUCCAGCAAGAAUAUCACUUGGUGUAUUAACAGUUUUAACUAUGACAACUUUAAUGACAACUACAAAUUCAACAUUACCAAAAGUUUCUUAUGUCAAAUCAAUUGAUAUUUUUCUUGGUUUUUCAUUUUUAAUGGUUUUUGCUUCACUUCUUGAGUAUGCUGCUGUAGGAUACAUGACAAAACGUAAAAAAAUAAUUUUAAAAAGAAAAGAGACAAAAUCUGCUUUGAUUAAUUUUGAAAAUAAAAAAAAUUUAACUAUUAAUGGCAAUAAUAAUUGUGAAUAUGAAAAUAUUAAUUUAGAAAGUAAUGAUAUUCAUAAUAUUUUUUCAAAUAAUAUUACAAAUAAUAAAAAAAGUUUAUUAAGUUAUCAGAGAAAUGAACAAGAUGAUGAGGAAGAUUCUCCUGGUGAUAAUUCACCACAAUUUAAUUUUAAUAAUUCUGUUUAUAAUAAUGAUAUUCAAAAUCAUAUGAUAAAUAAUGGUAGUUUGAUGUGUUCAAAUAUGAUGUUAAAUGAUGACAAUGGAAAAUGUAGUUUUGUUGUAUUGAAUCCUUCAAAUAUUGACAAAUAUUCAAGAAUAACAUUUCCAUUUAUAUUUUUAAUCUUUAACAUUGUUUAUUGGAUGACAUAUAUGUCAAUGGAAGAUGUGAAUUGGGAAUAA